Xyrichtys novacula (pearly razorfish) is the source of this 13902-nucleotide messenger RNA. The record is from the annotation of a GenBank genome assembly. Lineage: Eukaryota; Metazoa; Chordata; Actinopteri; Labriformes; Labridae.
CACUAAUAAGCACAUUCCUACUACCUGAUUAGCUCACAUGAAGAGAGACGGGGGUCUUUGCUCAGGGCAAGGUCCUCCGGAAAAGAGACAAUGAGGGGUGUUUUUUGGGGGCUUUAGGACGAGGAUACAUGACAUUAUGUAGAUUCCUUUAUACCUGGGUGCUUGAUUAGGCAUGCAUGCCUUCAUUUAGAGAAGGCUGUGACUGAGCCCCGACUCUGAGAGGUAAGAUGAUAUAGAUUUUACACUUUUAUUGUAAGAAGGUUCAUGAUGCACUUCUGCACUUGUGGUUUAAUUUAGCAAAAUCUGCUUCUACAUAAGCUGGAAAUAACAAAACUCUGCAAGGGGAGUAUUUAUAAAUAAACUAAAUAAUCCAUCAAUCCACAAAAAUCUUGCGUGAUUUUACAGAGUAUAGCUCCUACAAAUCUUGUCUCUGCUUUGCCUUCAUUCUAUAGGAAGAGCCCUAUUUCUCUAUGAACAGGCUGAUUUUUUUAAUGAGUAAUGAGACGUUGAUGCUAUUUCAUACUCUCUAGAGCAGUGGUUCUCAACUGGUGGGUCCUGACCCAAAAGUGGGUCCCGGACACAUUCUGGAUGGGUCACAAACAGCUGGUCAAAAAAGUACAUAUUCAAUGCAAUACUUAUUAGAUAUUUGAUAUUUUCUGUAUAUAGAACUUCAGUAGUUGUCCUCCUUGUGUUGUCCCCUUCAUAUGCUCUGAAAUGCACCUUACUAAAUAAAAACCAGUGGAUUUAUGUUAAAGAUUUGAGUCUUUAAAGGUUUUUCUUAAUAAAAAAUACAUUUGCUUGGUUUGAAUUCUAUAAAAGUGGGUCAUGACUGAAGGACCGAAGGAAAAUGUGGGUCCCAGAGUGAGAUCAGUUAAGAACCACUGCUCUAGAGAGUCAGAGUUAGGCUGUGCUUUGUAAAACUUGAUUUGCACAGAAGCAGACAAUUAUCGUCAACACGGCGAGGAAAGAGAAACUCCCAGGGGCCUCCUAAAAAUGCUCCCACAAAGAAAACAAAAUAACAAUAACCAAGUGAUCUACAUUUUCAAAGCCGGAACAACAUGAGGGUUUAGAGAUAACAGCGUCAUGGUUUAAACUAGCUCUAAGCACAGACAUAGUUAGAUAACAGCCUUUAUGAGAGGUUAUUCAUUGUUUUAUAUUUGUUCAUACCUUCAAUCCCCCAAAAACUUUCUGCAGAGUUGAGAUCAGUCGCUUUUAUUUUUGUUGAUUCUUAUGAAGUACUGUAGCACGGAAGAAAAGAGGCUCCUGACAGAGCUGGAAGAUCAAGAGGUUCAGCGCUCACUGAACAACAUAAACACAGCCAGGCUUUCAAGCAGAGAACUGGGGCCAGGGAUGUUGACGCUAACAGUGGGAAGCUCUUUGGGAAAUCUGCUUUGAUCGCUGCUACAAAAAAAACAUAUUAAAAUACAAAAUAAAAAAAAGAAAUGGAAAAUGAUGAGGCAAACUGACGGUAUAGAGUUCAGAUUUUAGCUCAGACUCGUAGGAAUUGUUUCCACCUCAGGGAGCAAAAGGAGGCAAGUUCACACUGAUUUAAUUUGUGUGCACUGGGGUGACAACUUUUGUGUAAUUUGUGGGAAAGGGAAAGGUGGAGGUUAACAUAUUACCAUCUAGAGAGUUUAAGAUAAACGCUAAAUCAUUUCACAGUCUGUUUCUCUGUUCCACCUCUCAAUCACAAUCCUCAUUCAUGAAGCCUUUCGUUUCCAUUUGACAUUCAUCAGCAUGCUUCUCUGACCUUCACCUCCUCUCCUGAUAACUAGUCCUUCUUCUGUUUGGCAGUGGUUUGGCUUUUCACACUUGCUUUUGUUUAAUUGCCAGCUAAUCAGAGUGACAAUUUUUAAGCCAAUAGCAUAUUUGCACAUGAACCAGCCUAUGACCCAUCUACCCCACAAAAAUUUUUAAUCAUAAAUAAAUCAGUAAAAGAUGCUCCCCUCUGCUUCUGGGUCCUUUUCUGUUGAUUACACUUUACUGUUGUGACAAAAUGACAAAAAUAGGGAUGCAUGAUGUUAACAGCAUGACAACAGAAUCAGCAUAUUAUAGUUUAAAGGUGGGGUAGGCAGGAUCUGAGGAAGUGCCGGUUUUUGGUGAGAAAUCUUGAAUGUAAACUCUUCCCCUCCCAACCAGUUUUCCCCUCAGCUCCUCCUCUCCCCUCCAUCUCUACUCCAACAAGCCCCGCCCACAAACAGACGCUCCUGCUCACUUGUAUCGUUUCAAUUAAAUUCAGAUAUAAUGCAGAUAAAUACUUCAGAUAAUUACAAAUGGGACCCAGUCGACAUAAAAGUAAAACACAUUGGUGCUACUGUAGAUGCCAACAGACUACCAGCAAACACAAUGUUUGCAGGACUUCUACAACCAGGAUAAAGUGACAUACUUCAAGACCAGAUGUAAACAGUUUAGUGGUGCUACAACACACAGCAGGUCCUGUUUGACAAGAAACACUUCUAUUACACUUGGCUUACUUUGUUAAAGCAGUUUACCUGUCCAGCAGAAAGGUUACAGGGUCUGUAAGAUCCCAAAGCGCCCCCAUCAUUGUUGACCCAGCUUCUUAGCUCUUGUCCGGUCUACCUCCGUUUUAAGCGCCCGUUAUUCCGUCAGAGUCUCCAGUAUUUACUUCGUUUUCUUGUGUCGGCGAUCAUGGCUAAAGGAGGAUUCAGACAGUUUUCUGUACUUUCUGGUUGGUUUCUACUGUCCGAUAUUGUAACACGCUAACUUUGUUUGGGCUCCUGAACGACACGGGGGAGCAGCGUCUGCCUCACAACCAAUCAGGUUGGUGGAGAAUGGCUUUGUUUACAGUCAGAAAGAGCGGAGCACUCUGAAAUGUUAAAAUGUUGACUACACAGACAUAACAGAACACAGCAAUAUUGUUAUAUUACCAAAUGUCAUCAAUAACUAAUAGCUAUUGACUGAUAUUAAAAGCUUUUUUGUAUAUACACCACAAAAAAAUGUGCUUCUUUAACGGAUUCCUGCCUACCCCACCUUUAAAUAACUGCGCCAAGUUGGGGUCCAAUGCCCUCCCUACGAAAGUCAGCAAAGGCGCGAUUAUCUGAUGGUUCUGACUGAGGCUUAUCUUGCCAGAUUAUCUCAUGGUAGGAAAUUGUAAGAGAUUGUUUGUCUCCUGAUUUGGAAUUGUAAAUACUAAUCAUGUUCAAUAUUUAUGAUCAGAAAUCCUUAUGUGUAAAGGGGAUCCCUGAGCACAAUUGAUCAUGAACUCGAUAGCAACUAAGGAAGCGAGAUGACUAAAGACGGACGCACAAACAAAUGCAAUCAUGGCAACAAUAGUAAACAUGAGCAUAAACUGAGCUGGAUGUUUGAAAUUUAAAAAAUCGACUUAUUGAUACAUGCCAAGUCACAAGUUCAGUUAAAAACACAUCACAGCCAAAAUAAUGAGGGGGCAGAAAGUAAGAACAAAAUUGUUAUUUUCUUAGCUCCUGACAAUUUUCUCAUGUCAACAAACACAUCAUUAAUCUGUGUGAAGGCAGCAGAGGUGGUGAUUCCACUUUGCCAUCUAUGAUCAUUUAUAAUCAAGUUCUAUUAUUUGCCAUAUUUUUGCUAUUUGAUUGUCUGGAUAUUGUUUGUAAUAUAAAAUAACGUGUUACACUGACUGGUAUUUGUGUAGGAGCACCUUUGCUGAGUUAAAUAGUAUGCCCAAUGUUGUCUUGCUAGCUCUCCUGAAAUAGCUGCUAACUCUUUUGAGCACAAGACAAUUACUUAAGCGCACUACGUAAAAUUUUAACUUUGUAGAACUUCAGGGGCUCUGCAGGACUGCCAUUUUUGCAGACAGAAACUUUAACAGAAAACUUGUGUUGAAUUCUGUUUUGACCUCAUAUGGCAUGAGAUGAAAAGUUAAUGGGCUUUGAAAGUUAUGAAACACUCACCCUAAAGUGCCAAUUUGUUUGGAAAAUAAUCAGAUUUUUGCAGAAUAAGUGAUAAUUUUGUCCUGCUGGGUUGGAUUUUUACUCUUUAGCCAUUGAAUGAAUGUAUGAUUAUGAUCAAAUAAUGUCUGAGAUACAUCAAUCAAUCAAAUUUUAUUUAUAUAGGGCCAAUUCACAACAGUCGUCAUCCCAAAAUGUUUUCAAAAGAAAAAGAGCAGGGGCCUGUUGCAUAAAAGUAGGAUAAGGGAUUAAGCCGGGAUAUGUUGGUUAUCCUGGAUCAACUUAUCCAGGAUCCGGUUGAAUAAAAGUAGGAUAGGGGAAAGUAGGAUAUGUGAUGACAUAAGUUACCAUGGAGACUUAUUCUGUGGAGCUAGCCUGCUCCAGACCAGGCCAAGUUCCAGGAUCCGUUUAAUCUUAUCCCUUAUCUCAGUCAGCUGAUAAAUGAUUUUGAGAUAUAUAUAUAUAUAUAUAUAUAUAUAUAUAUAUAUAUAUAUAUAUAUAUAUAUAUAUAUAUAUAUAUAUAUAUAUAUAUAUAUAUAUAUAUAUGUAUAUGACAUCUUGGGAGGAACUCUGCUCCCCCAGGGAUCCCCUCCAUCACAGGCCUGUCUCUAUUUAAUGCCAAGACUUUGUCCUCAGCUGGGGUGAGGUCAGGUUAACUGCUAAAAGUACAGACAACGUGUGAGCAGGCACCUUCUGGGUACAACUUACACUUCUGCAUAGUAUAUGUCAGGGUACUUACCAUUCGCCAGGAUGUUUUUGUAUUUGAUUUUGACUUGCUGACAAGUUCUUUUAGGCCCAGUCAUGUUUAAUCUACAGACAGACAGAGGAAGCAUAGUUGGCUUUGUGGUUCUCUUGUGAUCAAUCAGAAUGCACGCACACACACACACAUACAUAUAAUAAAUAGGGCUGUCAAAUGAUUAGAAUUUUUAAUUUGAUUAAUCAGAGGUUUCUCCAGAUUAAUAACAAUUAAUCACCUUUAAAUAAUGUGUCAAGUGAAUGAAAAAGUCCAAAAGUAAAAAAUUAUGAAGGCUUUUAUCAUUCUGUCCUCAGUUUACAGUCACAAAAACAGCAGUGAAACUGUUAUUUUAAUUGUGUUCAUAUAAAUUUUACUCAUUAGGGCUGUCUUUUUGUUUUGGGGGGAUUUUUUUUUUUUUUUCUGUAAUUUUGGGGAUUUUGUUGCAUUAAUAGGUCAAAAAAACAAUUAUGAUUAGAAAUUCUACUCAGUUGAUUGCACAAAUUAAUAUACUCAAAUGAAGUCACUAAUUUUGACAGCUUUAAUCAAGAAUGAAACAGAAGAGGAGCAUGAGGAGCAAACAUGGAUUAACAUACUUUCUCUCUGCAGUUAUCUUUACUUGCAAUUUCAACUGUUUCAUAAUCAGAGUAGGCUAAAACAACUAUGUUUUUGGAGAUGUUAAUCAACUAUUUGGAUUGCAAUUGUGACGUUUCAGAGGAGGAGUGAGUGUGUAUUUGUGCAACACUUACGCAUUCAGGCGGUCUGCAAUACUUUGCCACGCUUUUUCUCGCUGUUUAAUGGCAGUGGCGGCGUUUCCUUUUUUUAAUCUGAUCUUUUAACUCUUCAUACGCUUCCAUAAGUAUAUCCUGCUCCGACGGGGAGAAGUAUGCAGCUCUGGUUGUCAUGGUAAAUAGGUGAAUCUGUGAUCGAUCGCGGGGGUCUAUUUAAGCAGCCAGGUGCGCGCAUUUAUCCGGGAUUGCUUUCAGCUGGUUUGAUGAAUCCGUUUCUUCUCAUCCUGGAUUAGCGUUUAUGCAACCGAAUAAACCUGGACGCUCUUGCUUUGGAUUCGUUGAGCUCAGCUCAGUCACUUAUCCUGGAUAACUGAAUCCUACUUUUAUGCAACAGGCCCCAGGUCAAGAUCACCACUGUUAGAUGAAUUAUCAAGACCCAACCUUAAAGGUCCUUACACACUAGGACCGAACACAAUAUACGAGGUGAACUUACGAACUGAAGUUACUUAGCACAGAUGAAAAUUAAAACAAAGACGUAUUUAAUUGUAUUUAGCAAACUGUUAAAGCACACAAACUAUCGUCAUAUGACAUAUCCAACGCUAUGACUCUCCAUAAGUUGUCCUUCAGGUCGUUAUCUUUGUAAUGUUUGUGUCUUUUAUCAAAAAGCACUCUGUUCUCCAACAUGGACAUAAUUAGCCAGUCAGCCAUGUUGGAUAUACCGGUGAAUCUGACGUCGCAACACGAAAUCUGAUCGGUCAGAAGAGGACACACAGUAUGCAAAACUUCAGAAAAUUCGACCGUGAUCCGAAAAAAUAAAUGCCGCAAUAUCACAGGACGGGAAAACAUCGCUGAUGUGUUUGUUUUAUUGACAGGAAAAACUUCCUUUUAACAGGCAGAAACCUUAGGACGGUCCAGACUCAGAUAUAUAAGUUUGAACCAGAGUAAACUCAAAGACGUAUAGGAAUGGUCCUAAAAAUAUUUCACCAGUAAAACCUUUCUCCUUGAUUUGUUCAACUACAUGCAGUACUAAAAUAACCACUGUGAUACACUCUAGUGGCAGUAUGGAUGACAACAACAAGCCCCAACAUGGAGAAGCCCCCGUUAGCUCCUUCCUCUUCAAGGCUUUUGGGCUUCUCACAGGAGACAUGAAACUCUGCAGAGAAUGGAUGAAAAGUAGGUAGUGUCUAAUUCUUGAAGCCACAUCAGUUAUAAUAGAGCUGUGCUUGAAUUCCAAGUGUCAAUAACCAAAGCUGAUCAAACUUAAUACACUUUCAUUGUUUGCUAGGACAGGUUUUGGUCAUCCAACUACUGGACUGGAUUUUCCGUGGGGUGGCUCAGGUCAUGUUUGUCAACAACCCUCUCAGUGGGCUUCUAAUAACAGCUGGACUCUUCCUGCAGAACCCCUGGUGGGCGUUGAAUGGUUUGCUGGGGACUGUUGUCUCCACUGUGUCCGCCAUGUUACUUGGACAAAACAGGUCUAUCACCAUUUUUCCAUCAAUAUUUGACUUCUUCACAGAUAUGAAAACUCUUUCUACAAAACCAUCAUCUCCGUCUCUCCCACUUAUAUCCGCGGGGGCUUCACUUUCUCCAACUUUCACACUGUGUGGUUUUCAGUUUGCCUCCCGUUUAAUUGUGUUUUGCACUCAUGUUGGCUACAUCUGUCACAUUCACAUCAGGGAGGCCAUCACAGCAGGUUUGUGUGGCUACAACGGAACAUUGGUCGGCAUGCUGAUGGCUGUCUUAUCUGCCAAAGGGAACUGGUACUGGUGGCUGUUACUUCCAAAUAUCUUCAUGUCCAUGCUGUGGUAAGAGUUUCCCUAAUUCUUAUCCAAUCAAUUCACUGGCACACUCUUAGUAAAGGCACCAGCAUGUUUAGACAGCCAUUUACAGCCACAGUUGGAAUAGAUAAACAUAGUUUAAUCCAUUCUCUGUAUUUGAAUUCUUCAUUUUAGUAAGACAAGACUAAUGAAAAAAGCCUGCAGAGGGCUUAACAUAUAAAAAUCAUGGAGAAAUCCAAGACUUGACUGGUGUGCUAAAAUAUAACAGAGGAAUGGUUCUGCACAAAGUUAAUAUCAGUAAACAGCAGCCCUGGGUUGCACCAUUUAUGCCUAAGUUUAAAGCAGCCUGGUUUAAAUGCAAUUAUUGAUUUAGGAUGCAGUUUACAAAUGUUUUAAGUAUUGUACACCCACAACAAUAGAUGAACUUAUUAGGGGUGGGAGAAAAAAAAUCGAAGCAGCAUAGUAUCGAGAUAUUUUGUCUGGUGAUAUAUCGUAUCGUCUCAUUUACCAAGUAUCGCUUUUUCAAAUUAAUAUGGAGUCAAAUCUAUAAAUAAUGGAAAAAUAAAAUCAACUAUUUGUCCAAUGAGGUUGACAGAGGUGACAUCAUAGUGCAGGAGACAGUUAAUGCAACAAAUAUAUAUAAGAUUUGCAAGAUGUGCUACAUGAAAAUAAAAUACAGCGUAAAUAAGAAAUAAGUAAGUAAAAAAGGAAAGCCAAAUGCUAAAUUAGCUAAACAGUUUUUAAAAAUUAUAUAAAUCGCAAUAUAUUGUAUUGAAAAAUGUUAAAAAUCGCAAUAAAUCAUAUAGUUUUCAGUAAUGCACUGACUGAGAUAGUUUCAAAGUAAGCAUAAGUUACAUCUCAAAGGUCCUUACAAACCGGGAACGACGCUAAUAUACGACGCGAAAUUACGAAAUUUUCAUAGGCGAAUUUUGACACGCCUGACUAUACAAAUCAAGCCCGAUGCGAUUUUGCGACUUUCCAGGGGGAAUAAAGACGCGUCCAAGGUGGAAGCAAGAAGACUGACACAACAGCAGACUGACUGUUUUUCAGUUCUGAUUAGACACUAGUGUUGAGAUGUCUGUCUGUCAUGAUAGCAUGUACUGAGUCGGUGCCAGUACCAGAUAAGCACAUUAAACUAUAAUCUGUAAACGAAAGGUAACAACCGAGACCUAAUGUUGCUGUGACAGCAACGCGAUUGAGUUUGAGACAGUGAAAAUACAUAUGGUAUGUUGUAUCUGAACAGGUUAGCUUAUGAGCUAAAGUUACUUAGCACAGAUGACGGUUAAAACAAAGACGUUUAGCAAACUGUUAAAGCACACAAACCAUCAUCGUAUGACAUAUCCAACGCUAUGACUCUCCACAAGUUGUCCUUCAGGUCGUUAUCUUUGUAAUGUUUGUGUCUUUUAUUAAAAAGCACUCUGUUCUCUGACACGUAAACAAUCAGCUGGUCGGCCAUUUUGGAUAUACCGGUGAAUCAGACGUCGCAACAACACGAAAUCUAAAAAAAACGAAAUAUUGAUGUCCGAAAUAAUAGCAUGAAAAAAACGGCUCUUAGUAGGUGUUAAGUCUUCUUUAAAUACCAAUUGUCAAAGCACUGAGCUUGUUUGGAGGCAGUCAAGCAUGAGAGCUUUGAAACAAACCCUCCACAAAGACAAAACCUUUUCCUUGAUUGGCUACUUGAAGUAAUAAAGUGAUAUCUGCAACAAUAGUGGGAUUAGUUUGGAUUUUAGGGUCUACUAGUUAGGCUGAACCUUAUGUCACCAUGGUGGGGCAAUGUAUGUAAAAAACUAAACUGUUUUACUGUAUGGGUCAGUGUGGGCCUCACACCCUAACAAUACACAAAGUUAUACAAAGUUGAUACUACAGCCACAUAAGUUAUAAGUCAUACAGUGAGCUCCACCCUUGGUCUGAACAUAGACCAUCUAGGCAAGGUCACAGCAUUCUCAUUUGAUUUGCCUUUCCUUCCAAUCAGUAAUCCAUUUCCUGCUCCUGUUUACAGCCCAGUGGUCUCCAGCGCUUUGUCCUCAGUUACCGGUAAAUGGGACCUCCCAAUAUUCACCCUGCCCUUUAAUAUUUUGGUGUACAUACAUGUCGCAGCAACAGGAGCCACUCACCCCUACUUCCCGCAGGUACAGUACAGCCCUGCUUCAAACAAUGGAGUAUGGAUUUUCAAAUGAAGCUCACUUCAGUUUAAUUUCAGGUGGAUAUCCAGCCAAAUCAUCAACUGCAUCCUUCUAAUAUUUCCAUCCAAAGCCUCAAUAUCUCUCAGGUGAAAAAAGAUUGUUUUAUUUUCUAGGUCAUUAUACUGGUUAUGCUGCACAUAUGUUGUCUUGAUAAAUUAUGUGCAGUAUCUGUUUGAAUUGUAAGUAAACUGCAGUCUUUCCAUUUGCAGCUCCUCCUGUCAGUGCCAGUCGGUGUUGGCCAGGUGUACGGCUGCGACAGUCCUUGGACAGGAGGGCUCAUCCUUCUGGCCCUGCUGCUUUCCUCACCAAUUAUCUGUUUCCACGCCAUGUUGGGCUCAGCGGCUGGCAUGCUGGCUGGUUGAAAGACUCUCUCAUUUGCAUAGAGAUCUGCAUAAUGUCUGCUGUGGCUUAAGUGACAAUUUUAGCUCUUUAAAGCAAACCAUGGCAUUACUCUGAAUGAACGAACCUUUGCAUGUUUUUCUCUAAAUAACCAGAAAUUAUGAGUUUAAAGAUCUACUAUUUGCAUGCUAUGUACACUAUUUAGGAUAAUUCUGAGGUUUUUCUUUAUGCGUGUUACAGGAUUUGCACUAGCAGCUCCUCAUGUGGACAUUUAUUCAGGCCUGUGGGGAUAUAACAGUGCUCUUUCCUGUGUUGCCAUUGGAGGGGUUUUUUAUGUCUUAACGUGGCAAAGCCAUCUACUAGCUGUAAUAUGUGGUAAGACUGACAGACACAUCGAUCAUUAGUCUGCUUUACUUGAAGUAUUGCUUGUUAAUAAUAAUAAAAUGUACAUGUAUUUUUCUUUUUAGCUCUUUUCUGCGCAUACAUGACUGCGGCAAUCGUAAAAAUGAUGUCUAUGGUAAGAAACUUUCCCUUAAACAUCGUCUGAAUACCCAGAUGUCUUUCAUAUCAUAUGUCACGCUCUCCUCUCCUUUGACAUCCCCUUUCAGCUCGCAUUACCGGCCUGCACGUGGCCUUUCUGCCUGUCGACUCUCAUCUUCCUCCUCAUUUCCUCUGAGAUCCAAGCCAUCUGUAGACUGCCUCUGUCUGUGGUCUCUUACCCUGAGGAAAAUCGGCGCUACCAGAGACGAUUAAAGGUCUCAGAGAAUGCUCAGCACUGUCAGCACAGUGGCAGCCAAGAGGAGGCCCAGAUGGGGGAGAAUGAAGUGCAGAGUGUCCACUUGGUGGUGGAGAAGAGCUGCACUGAGUGAAUCUGAUGCCAUGGUGGUGCUUCAAAAUCCUACUUUUGAGGAUGUUAUAUGUUAUAUAUGAGGAUGAAAUGUAGGAAUAAUAUGGAGAUGAACUAUGGAGAUGUCAUAUAAAAAAAUUUGUUGUAAGAAAUAGCAAAAAUUCAUUAUGCAACAUAGCUUCACUGAACAGCAGAGGGCACCACUCUCCAAGGAAAGACAGAGCCACAGAGGCAUGUAAAUCUAAUUAUACAGAGGAAAUAACUAAGACAACUUGAAUGAGGGGGACAUAUUAUAUAAACCGAUGUUGUAAGGAAUAAUACAGAUCAUUUUGAGUGCUGUCUCUGAUGUAACAGUAAAAUGGACUUUCCUGAAGUUUUGGUGGUUGCUUUAAGAAGAUUUAAAAUGCAGCAGAGCAUGUCAUGAGUGCAGAUAUUGAGCUGCAGGGAAGAUUUUUAUAAAGUGCUCCCCCAGCAAAAACACCCUCUUCUCUGCCAGGCAUAAUCCAUCACUGCCUUCUGCGCUCCAAUCUGUCUUAUUGUUUCCUCUAAUAAUUUCUCUUUAUCUCCCCUCUGGUUUCUUGUGCUGCCUCGUCCUCAGUUUGACAUGUUUUGGUAAACCCCCUUUUAUUGCUUAUCUUCUUUCAGCUCUUUUAUUAUCAGUUUCAUCUCUUCUCUAAAGGACGACCUCUCUCCUUUUUCCCCCCAAAGUCGAAAGAUUCUGAUCCCUGUGAAAAGAAGAUUCUGGGACAUCAGCUGAUAAUCAUACUGAGAGCUGUCUGGGUCUGUGUCUGCAUUUAUAUCAACACUUAUGAAAUGUGUGUUAUUAUUGCCAUCUGCCUGUCUGGAUAUCUGGAGCACAGAAGCACAGAGUGCAGUCUAGCCAGUGCUACACAUAACAGUCACACUCCUAGACAUGUGUGGGUGCUGUGAUGAAUCGGGGGGGUGCGAGACGAGGGUAGGGGAAAAAGUUGAAAAUGAGACAACUCGUUUCAUUGCCUGGCGAUGCAAAAUGGCUUAUAAUGACUGAUCCUACAUUUCAACCCAAAUCAAAAAUCUUACUUUCCUAAAUUCUCAUUAUUAUUAAAUUAUUAUUUUCUCAUUUUAAAAUGCAGCUUGUUGGUAAAGGUGACCUAACUUGGAGGGUUCUUCUUUUCUCUUCUCUUGCACAAUGUUGAUUCAUCCUUUAACCUUUGAAGGAACAGUGUUGGCUGUAGGAUGGUGUGAGAUGUGGUGGAUGUCACCUCCCGUGUCAGGGCUGUGUACUCACAGCAGUGUUAUUCACUCUUCUGACCACACUCACAGAAAACUAAAUGCAUGCAGAGGAGGAAAAAAAAAACUUGUGUAGCUCUGCACCUACUGGUUAUCUACCCCACUGUCUGACAGAUAAGAAUUGCAAGUCACAGAUAAUAGCCGCUGCAGUAUUUUCUAACUCCACAUAGCUACGAUAGGGUCUUGAGAAAAAUUAAAUAGCACUAGCAUAAAUACAAGAAAAAGGGACCUGUAAUGAAAAUUAGGGCCUGACCGGUAUGGAUUUUUUGGGGCCGAUGCCGAUUAUUAGGGGGGGGGGGGGGGGGGGUCUGAUUACUGAUUAAUCAGCCGAUUUUUUAAAAAAAUUUUAUGAAGUUAUAAAAAUAUAUAUACAGUAUAUAGUGUAGAUACCAACAGUAUACUAUAUGCUGUAGAUAUACUGUAGGCUACUGCUUUUCACGCCAACAAGAAGACCGACUGAUCCAAAAGCGUUUUCAACCCCCUCAGCUAAUGUGCUAAUGUGUACUGUUGUUUAUUCUACUGUUAUUGGCACGGCUAACAGUGUAGCAAGGCUAAUAGCAGAUGGCUAACUCUAACUUUAGCUUGCAUAUUACAUGGUGCUUCACCGUUAACUCGGCGUGAUCGAGACCAGCACAGCGGGGAACAUUCGAAGUGGGUUGAACUGAAACUUGUUGACUUAUUGUGUAUUUCACAAACUGUUUUUUCACCGUUGAGGCGGACCACUCUCAUCCAUGCGUCCCUGAGCUGCCUGCUUCAGAUCCGUCACUCUGCUGUGCUGUGAGGUAGUUAGUGGAUGAAGAUUGUCAUGAGGUCGCUGCGUCAUCUUCAGGAUGAGUCGGGGAACUUUUCAAAUGGCGAAACAUUUUCGAAGUGAAACCGAAUCUUAUUCUCCGCAUUUUAUUUCAGAAAAUAUCUGCGAAAAUCGUCUAGUUUUGGUCGAUUACUGAUUAGUCUCAAACUGGCUAAUAUUGGCUGAUUUAAUCGGCUCACCGACAAAUCGGUUUGGCCCUAAUCAAAAUGAUCUGGUGAUCAUACACAAGUUUUGGAUCUGUACCUCCUGCAUUAUAUUUACAUUAAUGAUACAGGAAGAUCCAGUUUGUCAGAGGCUCCUGAAAUUAUAUCAUCACCCUAUAGUGGGAUUUUCUGCUACAUACUUUCAGAAUGAAUUCCAGAUUCAUUUUGCAUAAACAUGACAGACUUGGCAAAAGGCUUCAGCAGGUUUUCAAAAGAGUAAUUUUAGAUACUCAAUUAUGUUGACUAUUUGUCAGACUGUCUUAUGCAACAUAAUUUGCAUAUGGCCUAUCUGCUGCACAUUCAAAUGCAGGGUUAUGUAUGAGCUUGUACCUAGUGACAUAAUGACAUAAACACAUAAUCACCUCCCUCCCCAUAAAAAACCUUUGUAGAUGCUCAUCAGAGUUGCAGUUUUACAUAAAAUGAUUGGAAAACGGUAUUUUGAUUAAAUGUGAGGGUGUUUCAUGAAUACAUUACCAUUAAGUGUUUUAAUUUGGGUUAUUCAGAAUCUUAUUUAUCUGUACCCCACAUAAGAAAGCCUCGAACAUCUGUUGUGUAAUGGAUUGUGUAAUGUUUAUCUUCUUUUAAUCUAUAUUCAAGUGGAAAAAUAAACACACAAGAAACAGAACAGUAGCACUGUUUCCUACAAAAACAUACCAUGUAAAAGUCCACAGGUGAUGGAAAAGAGGUCGUGUGUGAUCCCCCUGUUAUUGUAUUGAAUUGUACUGCUUUUGUAUUAAUCCAUGCCACAAUGGAUAGCAUCUGUAUGCAGUGGACUGCACUGGAUUCCUGACAACCUUCUGCAGUUUCAGCUCUUGCUUUGCAUUCGAAUAAGCUUCUGUUUACAAAUGUACAUAAUGAACAUUCUUAUAAAGAAUAUAUAUUUUUCAUUAUUUUUACAGAUAUUUUUGCUAUUGUCUCUGACCUACUGUAUGUUAAACUUAUCAUACACAGCUGUUUAGACUGAUAUUCUGCAUUAUUAUGGCAAGUAGUUCUGCCUGUAAUGUACAUAUAUAUUUAUACUUGUUGCUUUUGAACUUCGGGUCACAUGUUACACAACUUUUCACUCUCGAUCCACCUAAAGUGUGUGCAAUCAGAGGCAAUAAAGUCUUUUCAGCAGUUCA